This is a messenger RNA of Bubalus bubalis (water buffalo), 2377 nucleotides long. RefSeq names its product transmembrane protein 129, E3 ubiquitin ligase (gene TMEM129). NCBI's taxonomy places the organism in Eukaryota, Metazoa, Chordata, Mammalia, Artiodactyla, Bovidae. Gene Ontology annotation, molecular function: ubiquitin protein ligase activity. The transcript has 4 exons. Gene Ontology annotation, biological process: protein ubiquitination. The coding region runs from base 13 to 1101 and encodes 362 amino acids. The record is from RefSeq and is a predicted model, not a curated record. Gene Ontology annotation, cellular component: membrane; endoplasmic reticulum.
GACGGCGGCGCGAUGGACAGUCCCGAGGUCACCUUCACGCUGGCCUACCUGGUGUUCGCCGUGUGCUUCGUGUUCACCCCCACCGAGUUCCACUCGGCCGGGCUCACGGUGCAGAACCUGCUGUCGGGCUGGCUGGGCAGCGAAGACGCCGCCUUCGUGCCGUAUCACCUACGCCGCACGGCCGCCACGCUGCUGUGCCACUCGCUGCUGCCCCUCGGCUACUAUGUGGGCAUGUGCUUCGCAGCCUCAGAAAAGCAGCUCUACUACCCCAGCCAGACCCCGGAGACCUGGCGGGCCUUCCUCCUGCUAGCACUGAUGCUGCCCGCCAUCGCCUGCACCCUGAUCUACUACUGGUCCCGGGAACACUGGGCCCGCCACCCCCUGGCCCGCACCCUGGCCCUCUACGCCCUCCCACGGUCGGGCUGGCGGGCCGUGGCUUCCUCCGUGAACACGGAGUUCCGGCGGAUUGACAAGUUUGCCACGGGGGUGCCGGGGGCCCGUGUGAUCGUGACGGACACGUGGGUGAUGAAGGUGACCACGUACCGCGUGCACGUGGCCCAGCAGCAGGACGUGCACCUGACCGUGAUGGAGUCCCAGCAGCACGACCUCUCCCCAGACUCGCACCUGCCCGUGCAGCUCCUCACCAUCCGCGUGGCCAGUGCCAACCCCGCCGUGCCGGCCUUCGACAUCCGGCUGAACUCCACGGAGUAUGGUGAGCUGUGUGAGAAGCUCCGGGCGCCCAUCCGCAGCGCGGCCAACGUGGUCAUCCACCAGAGCCUGGGCGACCUCUUCCUGGAGACCUUUGCCUCCCUGGUGGAGGUCAACCCGGCCUACUCGGUCCCCAGCAGCCAGGACCUGGAGGCAUGCAUCGGCUGCAUGCAGACUCGGGCCGGCGUGAAGCUGGUGAAGACCUGCCAGGCGGCAGCCGUGGGCGAGUGCCAGCAAUGCCACUGCCGCCCCAUGUGGUGCCUCACCUGCAUGGGCAAGUGGUUCGCCAGCCGCCAGGACCCGCAGCGCCCCGACACCUGGCUGGCCAGCCGCGUGCCCUGCCCCACCUGCCGCGCGCGCUUCUGCAUCCUGGACGUGUGCGCCGUGCGCUGAGCCCCCUGGGGGGACCCUGUGGCCACCUCCAGGGGAGACGGGCCUCUGGGCCUUCCUCGGUGCUGCUGUGGGCAGCUCUUCGGUGAGGCGGCUCACUGGUGCCCCGAGGCUGUGGAAGGGCCUGGCUGCGGUUUCGGCAGAACCUUCCUGCUGAAGUUCUGUCCCUGGCAGUGGGGUGGUCUUCAGCACCUCUGCCUCCUUCACUCUGUUCUUCCGACUAGGGGUCAGUGCUGGGCACGCAGAACGUGGUGUCGGGUCCAUCUCCAGAGCAUUCUGGGGCCCCCGAGCUGUGUUCUAGGCGACCCCUUGGUCUGCCCCAGAUGACCCUAACCUAGCCAUUUGCCUUAAGUGUAUGGGGCACAAAAGUCAUAACUGCCUCUCAGUUAUACGACAGACCUGGAUUUGUCUACGACUGCAGUCUGUCAUGCUUCCGUUGCCAGGCUGGCCGCUGGCCCUGCAGCAUGGCAUGGAUGCCCUCCCCAUGAGGCCGCUCUGAGGACCCGGUGUAGAGCCUGGCGGUGGAGGGCACGAGCAUUGCCCAGGGCCUCCUGGUGACCGUGGCCAGCCGAGGGUGCCCUCCUGGGUGGAGUGGCCCCCAUCUGCCCCCUACCCAGGGACUCCUCGGGCUUUCCAUCGGGUUGUUUUCACCUGCCUUUCCCUUAGCCGAGUGCAUGUGGGGCUGCCCACCCCUUUGAGGGGCCUGUGACCACGUGCCUUUUGGUGCUCCCACAAGUCCAGGGAAUGGGCUGUCUCAGACUUCUGGUUGCCCGGGAACAUCUUGUGUCCAGACAGCAAGAUUGUGGGGACCUAGCACGAGGCCCCCCACAGGCCCACCCGCUUCAGAAGGGAAGUGCCCAGCAGUCAAGGCGAUGACAGCCGUCUUCCCCAAUCUUGGUGGUGAGGUGGGGGGCAGGGAGGAAAGUGCUGGGCUCCUGGGUACAGCUCUGAAUGUGGCUGUUAGAGGGGCCCUAAGCCUCCUAAACUUGGUCCUGCUAAGCAGGUUAGAUGGAAUCAACUCCACCAAGGCUGCACUGAGCCCAGGGAUUUGGAAGUGAGCAAGCCCAGAUUCGUGGUCUUCCUGGGUCACCCACAGGGGACAGCCAUCAGAAGGGCAGCCAGGAGCCAUGCCCGGCCUCAGCCUGAAAUUUCAAACUCUGGCAAGGGAGAGCCAGGCCUGGGGUUGUCUUUUCUACAAGAGAUGGUUACUUAGUUUUAUAAAGAUACACCUAUUGUAGCAAAGUGGUAUGCUAUUGAAUAAAAUGUUAGUAUGAAGUUA